AUGACAAGGAAGCGCCACGAGGUUCUGCCAGCGCAGGUGAGCAGAGAGGAAUUCGUCGAUGAUUUUAGAAGAUUUCUUUCCGAGGUGUUCCAAGACGUGAUCGAUGAAGUGUCUGGCCGCCUCAACGCAGCUUUGGAACAAAAGAUCGAGGCCAUCAAGUCAGACCUUAAAACCGUCCGACCUUCGAAAGGGAAUGAGAGGUUGGUCAAGGCUGAUCCGGAAUAUGGCGAACAGAGUGAAGCUGUUCUUUUGAAGGUGACUCAACAGCUCGAGGAAGUGGACGAGUUGGCCGCAAAUACGCGAGAAAUGGCACGUCAGCGUUAUACCUGA
This is a messenger RNA of Cladophialophora psammophila CBS 110553, 330 nucleotides long. RefSeq lists its product as uncharacterized. NCBI's taxonomy places the organism in Eukaryota, Fungi, Ascomycota, Eurotiomycetes, Chaetothyriales, Herpotrichiellaceae. The coding region runs from base 1 to 330 and encodes 109 amino acids. The transcript has a single exon. The record is from RefSeq and is a predicted model, not a curated record.